Molecule: messenger RNA, 3039 nt
Organism: Branchiostoma belcheri (Belcher's lancelet)
Lineage: Eukaryota; Metazoa; Chordata; Leptocardii; Amphioxiformes; Branchiostomatidae
Product: caldesmon-like
Exons: 14
Coding region: 127-2883 (918 amino acids)
Biological process (GO): regulation of ribonuclease activity
Cellular component (GO): nucleoplasm; cytosol; membrane
Molecular function (GO): 2'-5'-oligoadenylate synthetase activity; double-stranded RNA binding
Source: RefSeq, a predicted model, not a curated record
UCCUGUGGACUAUUUCGGGCAGGCCGCCCGUUUGGAGGUGUUCGGGACCGCUGAAGCCAGGGACAGGACAAAGAGAACCUCUAUUCUCUUUUCUUUCACCAAGCGCGAACAAAAAGCUGCCCUAAAAUGGCCGAUAUCGACGGUUCGGAUCCAGAUCUCGCGAGAUUUGACGAGAACCCCGCGGAGCAGGAAGGCGGAGAGGAGGAGGAUAUGGAUAACGACGUGACAGAUUCUCAUGACCUGGCAACUACGCAGGACUUUGACGGGGGACCUUUGGAGAUUGAGGUGGAAGACACAGUCACUGAUAUGAAUGGGGAAGAAGAAGAAGGGGUUUCUGAAACACCUUAUAAAAUCCCCGAGGGCCUCCUUGAGAUGGUACCGGAGGGAAUGCUUCAGUCGGAGACGAUGCAGAAGAUAGUACAGAUGCAACUCGAUAUCAUCCGCGAAGACUACGAGAGAGUUGAGGAGUUCGAGAGCACGUACACGGAACAGGUGGUGGAGACUACCAUGGGAACGACGGCAGACAGGUCGACAAAGGGCGGUUCAAAAGACGAACCGACAAAACCGGCCGAGAAAUCGGCAGAAGCCGCCAAGAAGGAACCAGAACCGAAGGCGGUGGCAGAACCUCCUAAGAAAGAGCCAGAAAAGAAGGAGACAGAACAAUCCAAGAAAGAGCCUUCAAAGGAAAAUCCAGAAAAGAAGGUUCCUUCUAAGAAAGAGACAGAAAAUAAACCGGUGGAGGUUAAAAAGGAGCAGCCGGGACAGAAGGAGGCAGCACCUAAAGCUAACCCGGCGACGACUCCAGUAAAAAAAGACGCCAAGGAAGAGGAGAAGACUGAUGCGGGGAGACUGGGUACGGGCACGUCGUCUGAAGAGGUUUUGGGAGCUGCCGCCAAGAAGUUCGGCGCCAAAGCCGAACCGGCGAAGAAAGAUGAAAAACCACUGGGCGCCGCCAAAUCCCCAGGGAUCAAGAAGGCACCUGCAGGUGCAAAACCCGGCGAAGAGUUUCACUUCGAAACCUCGAAGGAGGCUCUUACGGAAGCCGAGAGGCAAAAGAAGAAGCAGAAGGAGCUGGAAGAAAUGCUGAAGAAGGCUCUUGAGGAGGCGCGCCUGGCGGAGGAGGAAGCCCGCCGUCUUGCGGAACUCGAGGCCCGACGCAAGCGGGAGGAGGAAGAACGUAAGCGCCGUGAGGAAGAAGAGAGAAAGCGCCGCGAGGAAGAGGAGAGGAGGAAGAGAGAGGAGGCCGAACGCAAGCGUAAGGAGGAGGAGGAACGUAAGCGGCGUGAGGCUGAGGAGAAGAAGCGGCGCGAGGAGGAGGAACGCAGGCGUAAGGAGGAGGAAGAGCGUAAGCGGCGCGAGGAAGAGGAGCGCAAGCGGCGUGAGGAGGAGGAGAGGAAGAGGCGGGAAGAGGAGGAGGCUCGCAGGAAGAAGGAGGAAGAAGAGGCGCGCCGAAGGAGGGAGGAGGAGAUGAAGAAGAAAGCGGAGGAGGAGGCGAAGAGAAAAUCUCAGCUUGCCGACCCGAGCCAGCGCUGGCAGCGUCUCCGCGACGAGAAGCUUGGCGUGGACAGCAGCACCGACCCCCGCCUGCAGCGCGUCAGGAUGCGGGAGGAGGCAGCUGACGAAAGUCGUCGCCGCACCCGCAGCGAGGACGAGGCCGUCGUUCAUGCUACCGAGCAGGCUAGGCGUGCAGCGAAGCUGGCUGCGAGGAAGACCGCCCGGGAGCGCCGCGCCAGGAUGCCCGGCCGUCAGCCGCUCGUCCGCUCCAUCACCAACGUGCCCGCCAACGAGAAGGUCGCCAGGGAGUACCUGAACUACCUCCUGGAGGACCUCAACCGCCGCGCCCCUCACCAGCGCAUCCGAGCCGGCGCCGCCAUGUACGAGAAGGACGAGAGCCGUCAGUACAUCCCGCCCGCCCUCAAGUCCAAGGACGAGUUCAAGCGUCUGAACGCCAAGUGCAAGAACGAAGACAGCGUCGACAUCCUCCUGGAUGACGCCAUCGUGGACGACGUGGAGCGUAAGCAUCGUUCAAGCGUCAUCGACAGGGUGCUGGAUUUCCUUAAGACCCACAUGCCUGUCCCAGCCACUGAGAUCAUACUUGGCGGGUCUAUCGGCCAGGGCACCGCCGCGCCGUCCUACGCUGCCGUCCAGAUUGUCGUCCUGAGCGACGACUUCCCGAAGGGUGGCCAUGAGAUGUGGCUGCCGUCUGCCGUGGUGGCCUACCGCAAGAUCCUGGAGAAGGCCGCCCUGGAGGAGGGUCAGCUGCCCGACCUGACGUUCGUUGGCCACUCCCAGACCACCCUACAGUUCAUGGUGGAGGACGUGGACGUGGACAUGUACUUCACGCACGAGUGGGGAGACACCGAGCACGACUACGACCACCUGUACCGCGAGGCCAUGAUGAUCCGGGAGACCAAGGCCCGAAACUGCUAUGCCAUUUCUGCCGUGCGCCGUCAGAACGCGUGGGUUGCCGGACUCCCAGAAGUGGUGAAGGAUGUGGUACGUAUGGUGAAGAACUGGCGUAACUGUGUGGACUGGGGGGAGAAGAAGAAGCGCCCCAACUCCUACCUGCUCACGCUCAUGGUCCACAAGGCCUACGAGGAAGCUUGCAGAUUCACUGAGGAUGUUAACGAAGCCCCGAUGGAAGAGGACAUCCUGAAAGAGUUCAUCAACCUGUCGCAGAAACUGGACAGAGCCAUCGGCAGAGUGACUUGGAAUGACUACUACGACCCCGAGUUGUACCGUGUGGAGCACAUCAGCCGGCUGCCGGUGGUACAGGACCCCGCCAUGCCCGCCUUCAACGUCGGCGAGACCAUGGAGUCCUGGAACAUGAUGCGUCACGAGGCGUGGAUAUGGGGACAGAGUCUCGGCAUCCUCAAGCUGUAAAGUCUCGAAACGGUGCUUCACAACACACCCGGACACCUUCCAGUGCCUGUAGCUGUUUAAGACUUUAAAAAAAAUAGAGACUGCCUCCUGGGCUGGCCUGGUGGCCAGUCUAUCGCGGUUGGAGCGGGUUCUCUUCGGGGCUGCAGAAGCUCUCCC